AUGUCAUCGAGUUCAAAUGUUCCUUUUCCGACGAGAUCCCCGUCCACCCUGAACGAAGCAACACCAACUCCAUUUCAACCGGAUCUUAAUAUCAGAUUGAUCUGUCCUGAUUGUAAGAAUCCAAAUCCUAAAAUCAUCGAAGAAUACGCAAGUGGAGAUAUGGUGUGUGGUGAAUGUGGACUUGUUCUCGGCGGUCGAAUUAUCGAUAUGAGAUCUGAAUGGCGUACCUUUAACAGUGACGAAAACGAAAAGGACCCUUCACGUGUCGGUGCGGCAUCCGACCCCACUGACGCCUCGGCUUUGGAUACGGUGAUUUCGUGGAAGGGAAAUACGGAUAAUAACGCCCUCAGUCGCGCUCAUUUCAAGGCGACUGUCAACAAAGAAACUGCUUGUCUAAAGUAUGCCCUUCAAGAGAUCGAAACCAUUUGUCACGCCAUGGAUCUGUCCCCAGAACUCAUUGAAACAACCAAGCAACUGUACAAACGUUCCGCCGAAGAAAAAGUGUUGAGAGGAAAAAACAAACUUGUCAUCCACGCGGCGUGCAUUUACCUCGCAUGUCGAACGAUGAACGUUGGAAGAACAUUGAAGGAAAUCAUCGCCGUCACACAGGUCUCGAAAGGUCAUCUAAGUCGUGCAAUCAAGAUGCUGGUUUCAACUUUCGACUUGAAUUUAAAGCAGAUGACUUCCGAAGACUUGAUGGCAAGAUUCUGUAAUAGACUAAACAUUCCGCAAGAUGUUACCGGCAUAUGCAUAAAAGUCAGUCAACGAAUCGAACAACUGGGUUUGCUGACAGGUAGAACUCAAAAUACUGUUGCCGCAGCUGUCAUCCUUUUUGUCACCGGUAUGUUGAAACGUAAUAUGCUAAUCGAUAAGAUCGCCGAUGUUUCGGGGAUGGCCACGCCUUCAAUCAAGGGUGUAGCUCGAAUUAUUGAGGGCGAGAAAGAAAAACUUCAGGAUUUAUUUAAUGAGGUUGAGAGUGAAAAGUUGUCGGGCAUCCUUUCUGAAGCAGAAAUGCAAUGA
This is a messenger RNA of Acaulospora morrowiae, 1020 nucleotides long. NCBI's taxonomy places the organism in Eukaryota, Fungi, Glomeromycota, Glomeromycetes, Diversisporales, Acaulosporaceae. The record is from the annotation of a GenBank genome assembly.